UCCGUUCCGAUACUGCUCCCGCCAUUCCCAUAGCAGAGAAAACCUCUCUCUCUCUCUCUCGGAAAAUGGCAGCUACCACCGAAUCCCCAACCGCUACCAACUCGGGCGACUCGGUCCGGAUCGCUGCCCGAUCCUCACUCGUCGACUCGCUCAGAGGCUGCGGCCUCUCCAGCAUCCGCAUCGACAAGGAGCAUCUCAAGCGUCGGAUCCUCAUACCCCACCACCUCCGCGUCGCGAUCGUACAGGCCAUCCGCACCAAAGACCCGUCCGCCGCAGCUACUGACGCGCAUGACGCCGGCGGCAGCGGCGAAGCUCCCGAGGCGCCGAUGGUCGUCUUCGUAAAUUCGCGGAGCGGCGGACGGCUGGGUCCCACCCUCAAAGGCAGGCUGCAGGAGCUGAUCAGCGAAGAACAGGUUUUUGAUCUUUCAGUUGUAAAGCCACCUGACUUUGUCCAGUAUGGAUUGGCUUGCCUGGAGAAGUUGGCUCUUCUUGGUGAUCAAUGUGCGAAGGAAACUCGGGAGAAACUGAGGAUCAUGGUUGCAGGGGGCGAUGGUACAGUGGGUUGGGUGUUAGGAAGUAUUGCAGAACUCUAUAAGCAGAAUAGAGGGCCCAUUCCUCCAGUUGGGAUUAUCCCACUCGGCACAGGCAAUGAUCUUUCUAGGAGUUUUGGUUGGGGUGGUUCAUUUCCCUUUGCAUGGAGGUCAGCAGUGAAACGCUCUCUGUACAAUGCUGUUACAGGCCCGAUUCGUCCUCUUGAUAGUUGGCAUGUUGUGGUAUCAAUGGCUGCGGGACAAACUGUACAACUCCCCCAUUGUCUGAGGCAUUUGGAGGAGUGCCCUUUCGGUCAGAAUGGGGACAUUGAAGGGGACUUGCCUGAAAAGCUUUCUUGCUUUGAAGGAGUUUUCUAUAAUUACUUCAGUAUAGGAAUGGAUGCACAAAUUGCCUAUGGGUUUCACCAUUUACGUGAUGAAAAACCAUACCUUGCACAAGGUCCAAUUGCAAAUAAGUUGAUCUACUCUGGAUAUACCUGCACCCAAGGAUGGUUCUUUACACCUUGCAUGAGUGAUCCAAAAUUAAGGGGACUCAAUAACAUUCUACGGCUGCAUAUAAGAAAGGUCAAUAGCUCAGAAUGGGAGCAGAUUCGAGUUCCUUCAAGUGUUAGAGCUGUAGUUGCUUUAAAUCUUCAUAACUAUGGAAGUGGAAGGAAUCCAUGGGGUCGAUUAAAGCCGGAAUACUUAGAGAAGAGAGGCUUUGUUGAGGCCCAUGUUGAUGAUGGGCUGCUUGAAAUCUUUGGCCUAAAGCAAGGGUGGCAUGCUUCAUUUGUUAUGGUUGAGCUCAUCUCCGCCAAGCAUAUUGCCCAGGCAGCCUCAAUUAGAUUGGAAAUCAGAGGUGGGCAGUGCGAACGAGCAUAUAUGCAGAUGGAUGGGGAGCCAUGGAAACAGCCAAUAAAUGGUGAAUAUUCAACCAUAGUAGAGAUUAAAAGGGUGCCCUUCCAGUCGCUCAUGGUAAGUGGAGAGUGAUCGCUUUAAGCUUGCCGCCGAUUCAGGUUUGGAUCAAAUUGUGUUUUUUCUCAGAUUCUAAUAAAAUCAUAAGAACUUGUAUAGCAUCUGCAAUUGAGCAGGUUUUCUAGAUUGCCCUUUAUUAAAUCCAUAUCAACUUGACAAACCAUAAACAAAAGCUGUAAAUUCUAUUUUUGUUUAAUUUGUAAACAGUAGAUUGAGAUCCAUGAAGUAAUGAAAGCAUCGAUUUAGGCA
Molecule: messenger RNA, 1754 nt
Organism: Magnolia sinica
Lineage: Eukaryota; Viridiplantae; Streptophyta; Magnoliopsida; Magnoliales; Magnoliaceae
Product: diacylglycerol kinase 7-like
Exons: 12
Coding region: 66-1520 (484 amino acids)
Molecular function (GO): ATP-dependent diacylglycerol kinase activity
Source: RefSeq, a predicted model, not a curated record